Molecule: messenger RNA, 5707 nt
Organism: Cinara cedri
Lineage: Eukaryota; Metazoa; Arthropoda; Insecta; Hemiptera; Aphididae
Source: the annotation of a GenBank genome assembly
AUGUUAUUCUUAAUAAUAUUAAUAUUUUUUCCAUACAGUGAACUGGUAAAUAUAAUAACGUAUACAAAAUGCAUUAAGUAAAACAAAAACAUCUUAUAUAAAAAAAAUUUUGUGUAAUGUACCUAUAGAAAAGUCUUAAAAAGUAUGAAAUAUCAGAAGAAAUUAUAGAAGAACCAGUUAAAGAAGAUAUUAGGUGGAUGUUGUUACCGAACGGACGAGGUGACCCACAAGUGGCCAUUCUAUCAGGUCUGGAAAGAAGUGACAUUGUAGACCGAGCAGACCCAUUGAUAGAUAAUAUAAAAUUUUAUUUAUAUACCAGGUAUCAAUUUUAUUUAUUGUAUGAUUAUGAAACAUCGGUUUUACUAGUUUAUAACAGUAAUGCAAUUAUUUUGACUAAUUAAGUAAUAGUAGAUAUUUAGGUGAAUACUUUUAUAUUUUCUUUUAAAUAGGGCGUACGCAAGGGGGGAGGUUACAUCUAAGUAUCUAACCCCAAAACAAUAUCUUACUAUCUACUAUAAUCUUACCGCGAAACAAGAUACAAUUUGAUAAUAUAUGUAGGUACACAUAUUAUAUGCAAUGGUAUUUACGAUUCAUUCAGAACUAGGAAUUUAUUGGUUUUACUAUGAUAUCCAUGUGCUUUUUUUUUCUGUAUGUAAACAAAUUUUGAAAAGAAACCUUGCUUCGAUGUAUCAUUUAUAGAGUGUAGAUAAUUUUCUCUAGUUGGAGCAUUAAACAGAUAAUUUUUUGGCUAUCCAAAGAGUUUCCAAUAUAGUUGGGAAAAAUCCGAAAGAAAAUUAUAGGUAAAAUAGCAAAUAUUUACGUCCCACCUCGGCGUUAUAGUUUUCGUUGUUUUUAAUUUUUUCAACUUAUGUUUUCUACCAGAAAUAUUGCUUCUUUCAAAAAAUGCCAAGAGAUUGUAAUUUUGUUAUUUUUGAUAUAAAGCCAGAGACUAAGAAAUUCAUUUUUUGUCGACUAUUCACAGUAUUUUUCAUAAUAAUAAUAACGAUUUUUUUAAAAUUACAACGCCAGCAUUCCUUUAUUUUAAAUGUAUACGGUUUAUAUUUUCUACCAAAAAUAUUGCUCCAAUAGAAAAAAAUCAAGAGACGUUUUUGUUGAAUUUUUAAUCUAAUUGGUGACCAAGAAAAUUGUUUUUUUUUUUUUUUUUUUUAAUGAUUAAGCAAAACUGAAAAAUACGUAGAAAGAACGGGAAUAUUUAUGAAAAUAGUUAUAUUACUUUUUUAAACUUUGUUUUUUCUUUUAAUAUAAUACAGUUAAAAAUAUUCCUAGAAACUUGAAAUUUUCAAAACUUUUGAGCCAUUUUUGAGCUAUUUAUAGACAUUUAAAUUUUGCAAGAUGUUUACGUAAUUUUUAUUUGGUAGGUACUCCGUAGAUAAAAUUGUUAGGCUACACAGAAGUCAGAAGUGCUUAGAAAUGUAUAGGUAGCUUAUUAUAAGUUAUACUUAAUGGUAGAGAGAAAAAAUUGAGUAUUGUAAUAUUUUUAAUAUUUUUUAUAAGAGGUUUAAAAUUAAAUUUAGACGAACAUCGUAAAUAUUAAAACAUGUAUAGCCAAACUUCACUCCGAAACGUUUAUCGUUGGACAUUGGUUACAGCUAUAUUUUAAAUAACUUUAUGUGUCUCACUUUCCCAAAUACAACAGUAGCUGCAUCCGUCCCCAAAGAAAACCAAAGAUAAACAAUUGCUUACUAAAAACGAUUCUGAGCGGAGUUCAGUUGAUACUUUGUAAAAAAUAUAUAUGUCAUAGUUUAGUAAAAUAAUUAAAUAGGUAUUAUAUAUUUUCUUUAAUAAUAUUUGUUUAAUAUUAUACUAUUUUUCUAUGUUUUCCCGAUUUUCCCAUGUUUUUCCCCGGUUUUACACAAUUUGUUGAGAAAACUCUUAGGUAACCCCAGUUAGAUUUCCUUUCAGAAAAAAUUAUCUACAUUAACAUCGUAUACAUCGGAGUAAAUUUUCUGAUAAAAAAAGUGUUCACAUUAAAAAAAAAACAUCUUUGUAAAACCAAUACAUUCUUGGCUAUACACUCAGAAUCUAAAAUUAAAUUAAAAAUAACGGAAACCGGUGUUUCGUAAAUUGUUCAGUUUUCCUCCGUUUUUCUCUGGUUUUCCCAAUUAUUAGAAAACUAUAUAGAAAAUCAAAUUUUAUUUUGAAUAUCGUUUUUCGAUUUAAAAGAUUUAUUGAUGUCUCAGUAUAAACAUUUAUUAACCUUGUAUUCUGUGACUUUAAACUUCCCACCUACUACAAGGCCUGUACUCAUGGUUCAGGUAAGUCUGGCUUUUUAAAAUACCUAUUUAUUUAAUUUGUUUAUUAUUUAUAUAUUCUUUAAUUCCACUUUCGCUUUCAGUAUACCUGUAUUUAACUAUUAGUUUAACUAAUAAGUAGUAUUUUGAUAAUUGUUAUAAUGUAUCUCAGAGAAAACCCAACAAGAGCUGAAAUGCAAACUAUGGAUAAAAACUGUUUGCCUGUAUUUAAAUAUUUUCGUCCCCAAAGAAAAUCUAAAAUAUUAGUUCAUGGAUUUGGUGAUAGUGCAGAAGAUUCUCUGAUGUUUCCAUUAUUAAGAGAUGGUAUGUAUGUUACUUAUUCAAGGUAGUGGAGUUCAGCUUUUUUUGAAAUUGAAUAUGUACAAUGUACAUAUGAAUGUGCAUUGUACAUACAUAGUAUGUCUGAAAAGUUUCCAUACAAAAAAAAUUUACAAACAAAUUUACAGAUAAAUUAAUUUAUUCACAUCGACUUUCUAUGGUAAGUUUUUAUCUAGUUAUAUACUAGUUGCAGCGUCGGUAAAGCUGUUCAAAUGCUCUGGAGAACUUGUUUUAUGGAAUUGCCUUUAACUGAUCUGUACAAGCUCUUUAGAUCGCCAGAAUGUAGUAAUUUGCUCAAAUUGAGUUUUGGAAAUCAAAAAUAAUUUACAAGAACCAAAUUGGAUCAAUGAAAUCUCUGCUUCAAAAAAAUAUAUCGGUUUUUGUUAAUCGGUCAAAAAAUGUGGAACAGAACGAGAACAAGUCUUUCGAUGGUUUAUUUUUUCUGUUCAAAUUUUACGUGCUGUGUCUUAACUGAUAUUAAGCUUUUCUGCUAUGAUCUGCUAAAGGUAAGAUGCGGUUGUUCAAGCAGCAGCAUAUGCACUAACAAAACAUUUGCAUCGUGAACAAUUGCUAAUGGCCUUCCACUUUGUUCAUCGUCACCCAAAGACUCUCGACCAUUUUUAAAUUGCUCCCACCAUUUAUAAUUUAUAGUACGAUAUGUAACUUCAUUGUCGAAUGCUUGCUGUCUCAUAGAAUAAGUUUCUGUAAACGAUCUUUGAAGUCAAACUCAACAUUUUGUUGCGUUUGUUUGUUCCAUGUUGCAAGCUUGUACAAGGUACCUCGAACACAUCGUACAAAACCAAUCAUAACUCGAGAAGUCAAGACUAAAGAAACCAAAUGUGCUAAUAUUUUGUACACAUACUCAUAAGAUUUAGAAUUAUGUGAUGCAUUAGUUGUAUGAGAGAUAACAUUAUUUAUGUUCCAUAAAUAAAUUUUAGUUCAGAAACUUUUCAGACAUACUGUGUAUAUGUGUACCUAUAGGUACUGUAAUUAGCUGAUGUGCUUAGGUUGUUAUUUGACAAAAUUAAAGUCAAAUAAAAUGUAAAGAAAUUAUUAAACUCUUUCCUCAAACAAAUUUUAGCUUUUAGCUGUACCCCUUCAAUACAGACAUAAAUAAAAUAUAAAAUAAACAAAAAUAAAAUCAACUAUAUUAUUUAUGUAUUCAUUUUAGAUCAAUGUUAUUUAAUAACAAAAAAAUUAUUAGCUUAUAACAUUUAUUAUUAAAGUUCCAGUUUAUAACUCUUGUGAGGUUUUUCUUUACUAUAUUUAACCUAUAUUUUUUAUCCAAUCUAUAUAUUUAUAGAAAGAUUAAGUUGGCUUAAGAAGAUUUUUUUUCAUAAGUUUAUAAUUUCUAAAUUGACUAAAAUUUAAAUUAAGUAUUCAAAUGUCUAAUAUAAAUAUAAAAAUAAACUAUGGAAUAAGUAUAUUGUAUAUAUGAUAUAAUAACAUAAGUAACUAAUAAAGUAAUAGGAACCUAAAAAGAUAAAAGCUGGGACUAAAACUGUUAACAAUUUUAGUUUUUGAAAAUGAUCGGUUUUGCCUGUUAUAGUUUAGUAUUUAGUUUUAAAGUUUUAAAAAAAUGGUUAUUCAGUAAACGAUUUUAGUACUUUGUGAAUGAACUUCAUCUUCUAUACAAUAUUAAUCCAUUGAUAUAUAUAUUCUUUAUUUUUUAUUUUUAUAUGACCUAAAAUGAAAUUGUUAAUUUCAAACGCAAAUAUUUUCCUAGGUAGUGGGGUGGAAUGAUAACUCUUUUAUACUCUCUUAUAAUCAGUAGUUUGGUUUCUGUAUAAGUUCAUUAACGUUACAGAAUAAACUUCGAUAGUUAGUUCAUCUAUAGUUUGUGUAAUCUUUCGAACUGAAUGUAAUUUUAAAAAAAAAACUAUGUUGUUCAUGAUAAUAAAUAAAUCGAAAAAAAAAUAUUUAAUUCUAGUAUUUUAAGUACAAAAUUUACGUAUGAACCCUGAAGAAGGGAUUGAAUUCCAGGAUAAAAAGUAGCCUAUGCAUAUAGGCCUACAUUUGACCCUGAAGUUUUUUUAAAUAUUGGUGAAAACUACAUAGAAAUCAGUUCAAGAUUAUCAAUAUUGUUGCUAAUAAAUAAACGUUUAUGUUCAAUAGAUAUAAUCGUAAGAUUAUGUCGAUUUAUAAUUUUAUUUCUUAAACCACAGUUAUAAGUGAUUUGUCAUCUUUGACUUUAAUUUAUUUUUAGCGUUUUUAAAUUACAAUGAUUAUAAUAUAUUCACUGUUGAUUGGUCCGAACUGGCUGCUGCUCCUUGGUACAAUACUGCUUCGAAAAAUACUAAACACGUAUCAAAACAUUUAGCGUCCUUCAUAGACCAUUUAACAUCAUCUACUGAUACACGAACAGAAGAUUUUCAUUUGAUCGGUUUUUCAUUAGGAGCACAUAUUGUUGGCCUCACAAAUAACAAUUUAAAAUCUGGAAAAGUUAAACAUAUAACAGGUAAAAUAUUAUAAUAUAAUGUCAAAAUAAAAGUUAUACAAUAUCAAGAACAUUUUACGAUUUUUAAAUUAAAUAUUUUUCAGGACUAGAUCCGGCAGAAGUGUUAUUUUAUUCGUCUGGUCCCGAAGAUCGUCUUGAUUACAGUCAGGCUAAAUUAGUUGAAGUUGUACAUACGUCUGGUGGAUUUCUUGGAUUUAAAAAACGUAUUGGGCACAGAGAUUUUUAUCCUAAUGGCGGUGCAUGGCCUCAACCUGGAUGUAAAAUUGAUUAUGCGUGUAAUAAAAACGAAAAAUUUAUAAGAAUUAUUGAUAAGUAUUUGUUAUACAAUAAUAAUUAAAUACAUUUGUUUUUUAUAUAGCGGUAUGUAGUCAUCGCAGAGCGUAUUAUUAUUAUGCAGAAGCAAUAAACAGAAGCGAAGGAUUUGUCGCUAUGCCGUGUUCUUCUUAUGAUGAAUAUAAAUCAGGAGCUUGUUCAAAUAACACAAAUCUUGCAGUGCAAUUAGGAAAAGCACCAUAUGAUAAAUCGUAUGUAUAAAUAGGGAAAAGAAAAAUUUAAGUCAUAAUAAUCAGUAAUUUUAAUUUACAGAAAAGAAGGAAGUUACUAUUUAAAUACAAACUCGGAUGCUCCAUACGGUAAAACAAAUAGACAUGGACCAUAG